UUUUGGUGUCCUGAUCGCUUGCUCUUCUUCCCCUCCUUGGGCCAUCGUAGGUGGCUGGUAGGUCGUCGCCAGCCGCUGCGGCAGCAGCGACCGGCCGAGGCAGCCUGGCAGCAGCAGCCAGGGACUACCCGGGUGCACAAACCUUCCCAGCCCUGUCUGCACCACCGGCGGAGUCUCCAUUCUUUCCUAUCGCGUCUCUGGCUCCUUCGCUUUCCACACUGGCCUCCGUCCGGCGAUGGUUUGGGGUUUAUUGCAAGGGGAGCGGCAGAAAUUUCGGCCCCAGGCGUCUAGUUAAAUUAUUGUUUUAUUAUUAUUACUAUAAUCAUCAUCAUCAUCAUUAUUAUUGCUGUAACAAUCAUUUAGACUAAAUAAAGCCAGGGCCCAGCCAGCCAACCCCCUCCAACGUUUUUAUUUCAUUCUCUUCUCUAUUAAUAACAACCACAACUAAUGCCUGUUAAUUAAUUCCCCCUUCAGCCAGGGCUGCUCGGAAGCUAAUUUUGGUUAAAUCAGCAGAGGCUAAUGGUAAUAAUAAUAAAGGGAUUGGGUCAGCCUGGUCAAUUGAACUCUGGUUCUCCCUUGAAGGACCUGCUGCUUUGCAGACCCAUGUGUAUUUCCAGAAACCAAUCGGAACUCAGGGUUACACUGAUUCCUUUUUGAGUAUAAAUCUGUGCCAUGAAGAAGGGGAUUUAUGUGAGGGAGGGACUUUCUUCACCUGCACUUCUUUUAUUUUGUUUUCCUAUGUUUAGUUUUAUUUGGAGUUGACCAGCUAGGCUGAAUGAGAUUAAAGUUUUCCAAACACACAUGGCAGUAUGGAGGUUUUAUGAAAAGUGGUGGUGAAGAGUUGGGAGAGAGAGAGGAAAAAAAAAUGUAGUCAGAAGUUUCAGAACAAAUACACAAAAUCCUAUGUUAGUUUGAAUCUUUAUUUUUCUGGCACACUUUUAAAAGGCUGUAUUAAAAUAGUUAUUAUUAUUAUUAUUAUUAUUUGCCUCAGGGAACCUCAGUCAACAGGAAUACCUCUGUUUCUAACCCAGAGAAUAAUAUUGUUAAAAUUGCUUUGUUGAUUAUUUUUCUCGGGAAUAACUUUCUCUUUUGGAAAGCACUUUCCCUGUCUCAGUAGAAAAGUCUAGCAGUUGUAACUUCUUGUUUCUUAUUUUCUUUGGGGGAAAUCAAAGAAAACAGACUGUGAAGGAAAGGGUGGGAAAAAUUAAGUCUCAUGAAAAAAAAAAAAAGAGAGGUCCAGGGAGAGACCUGGGCCAAAUGGUCACAGCACCAACUGGCAUGGCCCAGGAAAUUGAAACAAUCCUGCUCCAUUUGGGGGCCCCACAGGGCCAUUGGCUGCCCAAUCCCAGGUUUGGCUGAGCAAAGACAGGAGCUGGAGGUGGUGGUACCUGCAGCAGGGCCAUGGACAGAUGAGUCUCAGUUCAGCUGACUCUUGAGGUUAAAAAUCCUCGGGAGGUAUCUAGGUCAGGCUGUUGUUGUCUUCCUGGUGGGGGAGUGGUGGGAAGUGGAGAGGACACCUCACAAGAGAAGCUUCUCUGACGAACUUGCUUCUCCUGCAUGUCUUUUCAGAAGAUCCUUUGGUUUCCCUUCAGGCUAGACUUUGCUUGGGCAAGAGACCUAAACCGACUUGGAAGGAGGCAAAGGCUGGAAGCACAGAAGCCUCUGGGCUCAGAGGAGGGUGUUGAUGAUGCUUUUAUUUUGGAGUCUCCUAGUGUCCCCUCCCUUGAGCCAUCCUAUCCCAGAGUUGGGGAGGAGAGAGAGGGAGAGAGGAACUAGGGGAGGUGAGGGGUUAGUGCACAGGCAGGAGAGAAGCAAUGGCCUUUGCCAUAGAUUCUACAUCUAGGCAGUCUUGAAAGGCAUAUAGUAUUUAUUUGUUUAUUUUUUUAGUGGAAAUGAAAACUGGUGGGCUUUUUUUCCUCGGCAUCUGCUUUGGAGAUGUUGGGGAGGGGAGAAGAAAAAACCCUAUUGAUGUCAGUUCCCUUUUCAGUUCCUAAGAUGGAUUCGAGCCCCAGUCCUCUUCUCCGCCUUGUGUCUCUUCUCUCGCCCCGCAGGUCAGCCUCUUGGAACAGACCCUGGAGGAGGGGGGCAGAGAGGGGAGGGGGUUGGGGGGGGUCCGGCGUGUCACGUGACCCCCAGGGUUGCCAAUGUCCGGUCCUGAGGGUAUCAGGCCUUUCCAAGUUGCCACCCACUGCCCAGGCCUCACCCAGCGAUGCAGAAAGCCACCUACUACGACAACGCUGCGGCUGCUCUCUUCGGAGGCUAUUCCUCGUACCCUGGCAGCAAUGGCUUCGGCUUCGACGGCCCCCCCCAACCCCCAUUUCAGGCCGCCACGCACCUGGAGGGCGACUACCAGCGCUCAGCAUGCUCGCUGCAGUCCCUGGGCAACGGUGCCCCACAUGCCAAGAGCAAGGAGCUCAACGGCAGCUGCAUGAGGCCGGGUCUGGCCCCCGAGCCCCUGCCCGCUCCGCCCGGCUCACCCCCGCCCAGCGCCGCACCUACCAGUGCCACUAGCAACAGCAGUAAUGGGGGCGGGCCCAGCAAAAGUGGUCCCCCAAAGUGCGGUCCCGGCACCAACUCCACCCUCACCAAACAGAUAUUCCCCUGGAUGAAAGAGUCGAGGCAAACGUCCAAGCUGAAAAACAGCUCCCCCGGCACAGCAGAGGGCUGUGGUGGUGGCGGCGGCGGCGGUGGCGGUGGCGGCGGCAGUGGUGGCAGCGGGGGCGGUGGCGGCGGCGGCGGCGGGGGAGGGGACAAGAGCCCCCCGGGGUCGGCGGCGUCCAAGCGGGCGCGGACGGCAUACACGAGCGCGCAGCUGGUGGAGCUGGAGAAGGAGUUCCAUUUUAACCGCUACCUGUGCCGGCCUCGCCGUGUGGAGAUGGCCAACCUGCUGAACCUCAGCGAGCGGCAGAUCAAGAUCUGGUUCCAGAACCGGCGCAUGAAGUACAAGAAGGACCAGAAGGCCAAGGGACUGGCCUCGUCGUCAGGGGGCCCAUCUCCAGCUGGCAGUCCCCCGCAGCCCAUGCAGUCCACGGCCGGCUUCAUGAACGCCUUACACUCCAUGACCCCCAGCUACGAGAGCCCGUCCCCACCCGCCUUCGGUAAAGCCCACCAGAAUGCCUACGCGCUGCCCUCCAACUACCAGCCCCCUCUCAAAGGCUGCGGCGCCCCGCAGAAGUACCCUCCGACCCCGGCGCCCGAGUAUGAGCCGCACGUCCUCCAAGCCAACGGGGGCGCCUACGGGACGCCCACCAUGCAGGGCAGUCCGGUGUAUGUGGGCGGGGGCGGCUACGCGGAUCCACUGCCGCCCCCUGCCGGCCCCUCCCUCUAUGGCCUCAACCACCUUUCCCAUCAUCCUUCCGGGAACCUGGACUACAACGGGGCGCCCCCUAUGGCGCCCAGCCAGCACCACGGACCCUGCGACCCCCACCCCACCUACACAGACCUCUCCUCUCACCACGCGCCUCCUCCUCAGGGUAGAAUCCAAGAAGCGCCCAAAUUAACACACCUGUGAUGGGAAAAGGCGGACGAGGGUUAGGAGAUGGGGAGGAAGAGGGAGACUGUGGAGCUCUGGGGGGCAGUUUGGAGGUCUGAAAGAGGGACCAGGGAGGUGGUAGCUAGGCUUCCUGGUCAGAACGGGCCUGGAGCUCCUUCCCCUCCCCCUGGCCUGAGAGAUUGCUUUUAAGUCCACCCCUUGUUCCAUCUGCCUGCCAACCCAUCGGAAAGGAAUCCACAGCAGAUUGGAGAUGACCCCGUCAACCCCAGGGCUCCAGCACUACCAAGCUGGAAUUCCACGCCCUGGAGUGGGGUAGAGGAAGACAAGAUAGGAUGAGGCAGAGAAGCACAUUUUACAAACCAGACGAGAUGGCUAGGCCAUCACCAACCAACGGACUUACCUUACAUCUUUGUAGGUAAUUCCCCCCAAAUCUUGAUUUUUUUCAGUUAUCCUUUAAAAAACAAGAAAACACAUUUCAAACCCAAAGGGCACAAAGCACGUUCCCUUCCAACUUUCCCAAAACCUCAAAUUUGUUUCCAUUUAUUUGAAGUUUAUUGAGGUAUCUACCCCCUCCAUUUCUAGCCCCAGGUUUUUCUGCUCUAGGACAUUGAUAUCUAUACAUCCCACCCCCAUCAAUUACAAUUUUUAGAGGGCUCAGGGAUGGUGAAAGAUCCUGAAAGAGCUGCCUAUAUUAUAAAUUAUAUAUUUUUUUCUUUUAAGGAAAAGUGUGUAGGCUAGGGCAGGCAGGUUGUUAGGACUGAAGGUUUGCCCAUUCUGCUGCCUCCAUCUCAGCUCCAGCUCCAUCCCCCUCUCUCCACAGAAAGCAGUUGGUGACACGAGGUUCUAUACUUUUCUUUUCUUCUGUUGCUCUCUUGACUUAACGUGAAAACAGGGUAUAUUUGAACAAACUGUCUGUCCCAGGCAGGGGCUGGGCAGGGCCUGCGUGCCUUGCUCAGCCUCCUGACAGGACACUUUUGUUGCACUUAGAGUUUACAUUUUAAUGGAUGUAAAAACAACUGUGAGAGAUGUCUGGGCCUGCAGAAGUCCAGCAUUGCUCAAAAAAGCGUGUGUUCUAGUGAACAUUUUCAUAUAUAUUUAUUGGUUAUAGCCUGUUAAAAUAUUUUCUUUUUUGUAUUAUUUAUCCCCCUACAUUAUGUAUUUAUAUGAGGGAAAAAAAAGGAAAAAAUUGUACUUUUUUAGUAUUUACUUGUUAUAAAGGACAUUGUGUUUCCUGUCAUGUAAAACCAGCUAUUUUAGUUACUAUUGUACUCUAGAAAAGAGCUGUAGAUUUAUGUUAAACUCGUACUUAUGAGCAAUUGUAAUUAGUUCUAAAAGGCAUGAACUCAGCUCCUGAUUGUCACUGUAUAGUCCUGAAUUUGUAGAACUAGAGUUAAUUCCCUCUUGGAACUUUCUUUGUUCUUCAGUAGUUACUUUUUUCCUUACCUAAAAGGGUUGUCUGUCAAACAAUUCUUGAAUAAACUUUCUGUUAUCAAUUUUA
Macaca mulatta (Rhesus monkey) is the source of this 4991-nucleotide messenger RNA. The record is from RefSeq and is a predicted model, not a curated record. NCBI's taxonomy places the organism in Eukaryota, Metazoa, Chordata, Mammalia, Primates, Cercopithecidae.